Drosophila erecta is the source of this 1934-nucleotide messenger RNA. Its product is annotated as NADPH-dependent diflavin oxidoreductase 1. Gene Ontology annotation, cellular component: cytosol. Gene Ontology annotation, molecular function: FMN binding; NADPH-hemoprotein reductase activity; flavin adenine dinucleotide binding. The record is from RefSeq and is a predicted model, not a curated record. Lineage: Eukaryota; Metazoa; Arthropoda; Insecta; Diptera; Drosophilidae. The transcript has a single exon. Bases 116 to 1864 code for a protein of 582 amino acids.
UAACGAGUGCUGUUAAGUUAAGCAUCGGGCUGUUAGGCGCAAAUUGUAACAUAUGAAAUCAGAUCAUAUGUCCGGUAAUCAAUAGAAUUUAUUUAAAAAUUCCAAAUUCUAGAAAAUGCGACUACUAGUGCUCUAUGGCAGUCAAACCGGCACCGCCCAGGAUGUGGCGGAGCAGAUCUGGCGGGAGUCACAUCAACUGGGCUUCCAAGGACCCGUGCUGCCAUUCGACGAGUACGAUAUGUCCAAACUUAUCGAGGAGCGCCUCGUGGUCUUUGUGGUGGCCACUACUGGCGACGGAGUGGAGCCGGACAACAUGAAGCUGGCCUGGCGAUUCCUCCUGAAGCGCAGCUUACCCGCCCAAUCCUUGCAAGGAAUGCAGUUCGCCUGCCUUGGACUCGGUGACUCCAGCUAUCCGAAGUUUAACUAUGCCGCCAAGAAACUGAGCAAGAGGCUGCUGAAUCUGGGAGCCAGUUCCGUGUGUCCAGUGGGCCUAUGUGAUGAUCAGCAUGAUUACGGACACUUGGGUGCAUCACUCACCUGGACGAAGGAGUUGUGGACUGCUCUAAAGGGCAUCUCUGGUCUUGAUGAAAGUAAACUUAGCAACAGCACCCAAACUAUUGUAAAGUGGUCAGUAAAGGAGUUGCCUAGGGAUUCCUGCAUUGCUGCCUUGGACAAUCUGCUUUGGAGCCAAAAGCAUACUGCGCACUCUUUCAAAAUUCUGGAUAACCAAAGAACAACGGCAAUGGAUCACUUUCAGGAUGUACGCUUCCUAAGGCUGCAGUCUCCAACUGAAGAUCUGAGCUGGGAACCCGGCGAUGUACUCGAUGUUCAGCCGCAAAACAGCGAUGAAGCUGUCAAAGCAUUCUUCGAUCUCGUCCAUGAACACAGCCUGCACUUCGACGAAAGCACUGUAGUGGAGGUUUCCAGCGCCCAUCAGGAUAUGCCCCUACCCAUAGCCUAUUCCAAUCCCUUGAGUCUCCACCAGGCCGCCAAAUUCGUUUGGGACUUGAGUGCUAAGCCACGGCAACGUUUUCUCGAGGUGCUAGCACAGAACUGCAGCGAUGAAAUGGAAAAGGAGAAGCUGCUAGAGUUCUGCUCCGCGGAGGGAAUCGAUGACUUGGUGGCUUAUGUGAACAGGCCGCGUCGUAAUCUUUUGGAGGUACUUGAGGAUUUCCGGCAUGCCACCUCUAGCUUAACUCUACAGCAGCUCUUUGAGAUGAUGCCACUGAUCCAGCCACGCAGCUUUUCCAUUGCCUCGGAUGUUUCCGCCUUAAGCUUGGAUUUACUGGUGGCCGUUGUGGAGUACAAGACAAUAAUGCAUACUCCACGUAUAGGCUUAUGCUCCAACUGGCUGAGAACUUUAAAAUCAGGUACGGAGUUGAGCGGGGCAGUUAAAAGUGGAACCAUGGCCUGGCCAAAGGACUUAAGUAUACCACUUAUAAUGGUAGGACCUGGCACAGGCAUCGCUCCAUUCCGUAGUAUUAUCCAAAGCCGACUGUAUGCUCAAUCAAAAGGUUCCACUAUUGGUCCCCUGGUUGUUUUCUUUGGCUGUCGAAACAAGGCGGCAGAUUUCCACUUUGGCAAUGACUUCUCCACCUGGACCGAUGCGAAACAGGUAGAGGCCCAUUUUGCCUUCUCAAGGGAUCAGGAUCAUAAGGUCUAUGUCCAGCACUUAAUCAAAAAGAAUGGUGCUCAUCUGGCAAAGCUUAUAAAAUACCUUAAUGCCUACAUUUACGUGGCUGGCAACUCCAAUAAUAUGCCAAAGUCUGUCAAAGAAGCCUUCAUCGAGAUACUGGAUGGCGAUGUGGAUUACGUGGAUCUAAUGAUAAAGCAGCGACGAUAUCAGGAGGAAACCUGGGCGUAACACCGUAUUUAUUUGCGUAUAGUUCCUAUUUGUACAGUUUUGGACGGAAAUUAUAUCUUUGCACUCAUUA